ACCCUCCGCUCCCAAUCUCAUCUCCACUCCUCGCAGCACAAAGGGCGAAGCGAAAGAGAGAGUGGGCGAUAGAGCUAACAGAAGAAGAAGAUAACUGCGAUCAUGGGCAAUCAGGAGAAGAAGAAUGGAGGAGAAAGGGAGAAGAAAGACGACCGCACGAUCACCGUCGUCUUGAAGGUCGGCAUGUAUUGCGAGGGAUGCGCCAAGGAGGUGAAGAAAUCCGUCGAGGGAUUCGAAGGGGUGGAACAGGUGAAGGUGGACAUCGGUGCGGGGAUGCUGAGGGUGGUGGGGAAGGUGGAUCCAUCGAGGCUCCGCGAUCAUGUGGCGAAGAAAACCAACAGGAAGGUCGACCUCGUCUCCCCCACCAAUAACCCCCAAAAGGACGCUAAAAAGAAGGACGACCCCAAAAAGCCCACCGCCGGAAAGGACUCCAAUAAGUCCGACAAGAAAAAAUCCAAGGAGCCUGGGCUUUUGACGGUGGUGCUGAAGACUCACCUCCACUGUGAUUGCUACGCCAAAUUGAUUAAAAAGAAGAUCCUCAAGCAUGAGGGAGUGCGGCUAGUGGUGGCGGACGUGCAGAAGGGUAUGAUAAUGGUGACGGGGACGAUGGACGUCAAGCGGGUGCUUAAGAUGCUAAAGCAGGAGCUGGAGCAGACGGUGGAGGUGGCGGCUGUUGGAAGUUGAACUUGACUAUUCAAAUUCUGUUAUUGGGAUGAUUAUUUUCAAGCUAAACAUCUGGUUAAAGACUGCAAUAACUGCAGACAAAUAAUAUAUUGUUGGAAAGCAGUGUCCGUCUAGUUUCUAAUAUUUUA
Elaeis guineensis (African oil palm) is the source of this 812-nucleotide messenger RNA. RefSeq names its product heavy metal-associated isoprenylated plant protein 3. The record is from RefSeq and is a predicted model, not a curated record. NCBI's taxonomy places the organism in Eukaryota, Viridiplantae, Streptophyta, Magnoliopsida, Arecales, Arecaceae. Gene Ontology annotation, molecular function: metal ion binding.